ACUGACGUCCCACCACUCUGAGAUUUUCAUCCCUCAUAAUGUCUUGGGAGUCACCGCUGGAGGGCUUCGAGAAUGCAGAGCCAUUGCCCGAGAAGUUCAACGCUGACGGGAAGUCUCUCUACAAUCCGCCUGGCCCUAGGUCGUCUGCCUACGACGAAUUUCCGAAACCUAUCGAUCCAUCCAACAAUGGUUUUGACUUCCACAUCUACUAUAUGCAGUCAGUCCCUUCCCAGGCAAAGUUUGCUAAAGAAUUGCAUGAACGUGUGAGGCGCGAAUUUCCGGAGCUUCGAAUUUACCGUUUCUGGGAUAAGCCUGUCGGCCCUCACCCAGUUGCAAUGUUCGAAGUGAACACAUUCACGCCUCACCAAACUGGUGCUCUCUUUUCCUGGUUGGUGGUUAACCGAGGACCAUGCUCUGUUCUUAUUCAUCCAAACACUAAUGAUGCCUACCGCGACCAUACGGAACGCGUAACUUGGAUAGGUCAACCAUGGCCUUUGAAUACCGAAUUAUUGAAGAAGCAUUAAUUGCGACUCUCGUAAACACAAGUCUGCAGAAUGAUGGAGGACUUUUGCAUUAUCGCUACGUAGUAGGCUGUAUUAUGACCAUCGUGUAUCCGUUCAUAAUGUGGAAAUAUGGAAACGCACCGAAUACAGUGACGUUAGGUAUUGCUUCAAACCAAAGUUCAGACAUAAAUAUUAUUCAGAGGA
This is a messenger RNA of Somion occarium, 707 nucleotides long. Lineage: Eukaryota; Fungi; Basidiomycota; Agaricomycetes; Polyporales; Cerrenaceae. The record is from the annotation of a GenBank genome assembly.